This is a messenger RNA of Olea europaea var. sylvestris, 3214 nucleotides long. RefSeq names its product receptor-like protein 12. The transcript has a single exon. Bases 1291 to 3060 code for a protein of 589 amino acids. NCBI's taxonomy places the organism in Eukaryota, Viridiplantae, Streptophyta, Magnoliopsida, Lamiales, Oleaceae. Gene Ontology annotation, molecular function: protein binding. The record is from RefSeq and is a predicted model, not a curated record.
GGAGUUCAAACAACCAAAACAACAAUCAACAAACAAGAUUCAAGGCAAAAAAACAAGAAAAACGGGAAUGGAAAAAUACAACCCUUUUUCAGCCGAUUUCUGUCCAGCUUUCCUUCCUCCUUUGGGCAGCUUCUUCUUCGAUUUAUGGGUGUUUUUCUAGGCUCAGGAACAGCCCCAUGUUAUGCCAAUUGCCUUCCAAAGAGAGAGGGGAAAAACCAAUGAAGAACCACCACCCUUUUUAAUGAAAACUUAGAGCUCCACACUCUGCUGCUGCUGGGAAUACCAAACGAGAGCUGCCCCCAUGUUUUAUAUAUAAUGGUAGAGUGUACAUAAUGAAGGGGUAGGAAGAAAGACCAUGCCUCUGCCAAAGGAAGGGAAGACCUUAUUGUGUCAACCUCACUCCCAUCAACUCACAACAUUAGGUGGUGGGGUUAGGUGAACCAUAUCUUCACAAUUUUCCUAGUUAAUUUUCUUCUUUUCUCUUUACUUCCACUCAACGUUGCUUCAAGAACUGCAAGAACACAAGUAGAGGCUCUUGUAAGAUGGAAGAACGCCUUAUCAUCUCAUGAGUCUCUCGAUUCAUGGGCGUUCAAAAAUCUCACGGAUCAUUGUAGAUGGAAGGGCAUUGUGUGUAACCCCGGGGGGUUGAUUUCUGAGAUAAACUUAUCUGGUGCAAACCUCACUGGCACUCUUGACCAACUCGGCUUUGGUUCAUUUCCAAAUCUAACAAGUCUCAACCUCAACUGUAACAAUUUUAGUGGGUCGAUUCCAUCUGCGAUAGGAAGUCUUUUCAAGCUCACAUUCUUGGACCUCAGCAACAAUUUGUUUAGGGGCAUCAUUCCAGCUGAGAUUGGGAAUUUGAAAGACCUUAGGUCCAUUAGUUUCUACAACAACAGUUUCACAAGUCAAGUUCCAUAUCAAAUUAGUGAUCUUCAAAAGCCAGAGUACUUGGAUUUUGGGUUAAAUUUUUUGAAAUCUCCCAAAUGGUCUAAAGUUCCGAGCUUCCCUUAUUUGACGCACUUCAGUUUCUCCUUCAAUCCAAUUUUUGAAUUCCCUGGUUUCAUACUCUAUUGUCGGAACCUUACUUAUCUUGAUUUGUCAGAAACCCUUUUGAGUGGCCAAAUCCCGGAAUCAUUAUUCAUUAAUCUAGGAAAGCUUGAAUAUCUUAACCUUACCCGUAAUUCAUUUCGAGGGCCAUUGUCAUUAAAUCUAGCUAAGCUAUCGAAGUUGAAAGAUCUUCGCUUAGCAAAGAACUACUUGUCUGGUUCAGUCCCUGAUAUCUUCAGUUUGAUGCCCAAGUUGCAAAUCCUUGAACUCUUUAGCAAUUCAUUUCAAGGAAAUAUCCCAUCCUCUUUAGGCAAACUGAGGAAUCUUCAACGCCUAGACCUCCGUCUCAAUCGCCUGAAUUCCAUUAUUCCUUCUGAGCUUGGCCUAUGCACGGAUCUUACCUACUUGGAUUUUUCCCUAAAUUCACUCAUGGGAUCCUUGCCUUUGUCCUUGACCAAUCUGACCAAUUUAUCAUGGUUCGAUGUGUCUUACAAUAAUAUUUCAGGCCGUAUAUCACCUUAUCUUUUCUCAAACUGGAGUCAAUUAACGUCAUUGCGGGUUCACUCUAAUAGAUUUACUGGGAAAAUUCCAUCUGAAAUUGUUUAUAUGACAAAUCUCAAUCAUCUUUUUCUGUCCAAUAAUUCAUUUUCAGGGUCUAUACCACCGGAAAUAGGAAGGUUGCAUAAUCUGAUUAGCCUAGACCUUUCAGACAAUUUGAUAUCAGGUUCGAUACCUCCAACAAUCGGGAAUCUAACAAAACUGGAAUUGCUGAACCUUUUCUUCAACAAUCUAACUGGAACAGUUCCAAUAGAGAUUGGAAAUUUGAGGCCACUGAAGAUUCUCGAUCUCAAUACAAACCUAUUAAGUGGGCAUCUACCAGAGUCCAUCUCGAACCUUUGUAGCUUGAGCGUUUUUUCUCUGGCCUUCAAUAAUAUUUCAGGCAACUUCCCAUCGUUCAAUUGCAGUUUAAGUUUCCUUGAACAUCUUUAUCUGGCUAAUAAUAGGUUGGAAGGGACAGUUUCGAAAUUUUUAGGAAACUUUAGCAACAGUGGAUGUAAACUGAAGGCCUUCAACUCAAAUGGCAAUCGAUUUGAAGGAACGUUACCCCAUACCUUGGUUAAUUGUAGGCUACUCGAAGUAAUAGAUGUUGGAAACAAUGACAUAAGUGGUUCAUUCCCCUUUUGGACAGAAAGUCUUCCAAACCUUCGAGUUCUUGUAUUGAGUUCCAACAGAUUCCAUGGUACGAUAUCUGCUUCAAAGGCAACAGUUCCCUUUCCUAAGCUGCAAAUUUUCGACCUCUCCCAAAAUGAGUUCAUUGGACUUGUACCAACUAAAUAUUUAUUGCAAUUCAAAGCCAUGAUGAAUCGGACUGAAAAUGAAGAGAGAGGAUACUACAAAGAUCCUUUUUCAAUAGUGCGGAAAGGGGUUGAGUUUCCGUCAGUGAGAAUUUUGAGAGCCUAUACAGCCAUUGAUCUAUCCAACAACAAAUUUGGAGGAGAGAUUCCAAGUUCUAUAGGAAAGCUUAAGCUGCUACGAUCUUUAAACUUAUCUUACAACAGCUUCACAGGUUAUAUCCCUUCAUCACUACAAAAUUUGACUUUACUCGACUCGCUAGACCUUCGCUCAAACCAAUUGGUGGGAGAAAUUCCAAGGCAAUUAACAAGGUUGACAUUUUUGGCAGUCUUUAACGUUUCACACAAUCAUCUUGCUGGGCCGAUACCUCUGCAAGGGCAGCUACUUACGUUUGAUAAUAGUUCAUAUGUUGGCAACACAAAAUUGUGUGGAUUCCCAUUGACAAAGAUGUGUAGAGAUGAGUCAAAUGACAGAAAAGAGCAACCGAAGCUUUCAAUGUUGCCACAAGAAGAUAACUUUUUAGAUGGAUUUACCUGGCAAGUUGUCCUUCUGGGGUACGGAUGUGGAACGUUAAUUGGUUUGGUUGCAGGAUGUUUAAUCUUUAAAUAUGAAAAACCUAAAUGGCUUAUAGAAUUUGUUUUUGGAUUUUACACAAAAUAAAGGAAUCCACAAAAGGAAGGCAGAUCAAAGGUAACUUAAGUAAAGUUUGCUGCAUAAGUCCUUGUAAAUUUUACAUAUAUUUCCUCUGUCCCAUAAAGAUAUAUUUGCUUUCUUUUUUUGUCUAUCCCAAAUUAUAGACAACAUUUCUUGUUGA